This is a messenger RNA of Protopterus annectens (West African lungfish), 1959 nucleotides long. RefSeq names its product branched chain keto acid dehydrogenase E1 subunit alpha (gene BCKDHA). The record is from RefSeq and is a predicted model, not a curated record. Lineage: Eukaryota; Metazoa; Chordata; Ceratodontiformes; Protopteridae. Gene Ontology annotation, biological process: branched-chain amino acid catabolic process. The coding region runs from base 396 to 1739 and encodes 447 amino acids. Gene Ontology annotation, molecular function: oxidoreductase activity, acting on the aldehyde or oxo group of donors, disulfide as acceptor. The transcript is spliced from 9 exons.
GUUAUCUAUUCUGGUUUACCUUUAGUUUGUACUGACAUUUUAUUGCUGUGUGGGUACAUACUCUGGGGAUGUCCUUUUUUAUUAACACGUUUGUGUUUUUGUAAUAUAGUUAAUAACAUAGUAGUAAACGUUAAAAUUCCGCAGCGUUUAAACAGACUAUUGGAUUUAGUCUAAAAGAAAGUAAGACGAGCGUCUAAAACAGUGACAGGACCUCCGCAAGUCGCGUUUCGGUGCCGUACAUAAUAUUCAAUUUACUGGAAAUGCCUAUCUAGCAUAUUUUAGUUGUAAAUGUUGGAGAACAAGCUGUACGUAUCACUGAUAUCCUGUGCUACCUACAUUUUGCGAUUUCACCGGAACUGCAAACGGGCACUGUAAGGAAGCAACUAACAAGCAACAUGGCUUCCGCCGGUGUAAUAAAACGGCUUUGCAGAGUUUAUUUUUCUAAUGUGUACAAAAUUCACAGGAAAGCAUUUAACAUACGUGUAGCCAGAAGAAGCUUCGCUGUUAAUCAUGCAGCUUGCCAGCAGCAGGAAUUCACAUCCUUGGAUGAGAAGCCGCAGUUUCCAGGAGCUUCAGCAGAAUUUGUGGAUAAACUUGAGUUCAUACAACCCAAUGUGAUCUCGGGAAUUCCUGUCUACAGAGUUAUGGACCGUCAGGGAAACAUUCUUAAUCAAAGUGAAGAUCCACAGCUUCCAAAGGAGGAGGUUCUCAAAUUUUAUAAAAAUAUGACAUUACUCAAUACAAUGGAUAGGAUUUUAUAUGAGUCACAGAGACAGGGCAGAAUUUCAUUUUAUAUGACAAACUAUGGAGAGGAAGGAACGCACUUGGGUAGUGCAGCAGCACUUGAACCAUCAGAUCUAGUGUUCGGACAGUACAGAGAAGCAGGUGUACUCAUGUAUCGUGGUUAUCCCUUGGAUCAGUUCAUGGCACAGUGUUAUGGAAAUGCCAGUGAUGCAGGGAAAGGACGACAGAUGCCAGUACACUAUGGCAGCAAGGACCACAACUUUGUUACCAUCUCUUCCCCACUUGCAACUCAGAUCCCACAAGCUGCUGGAGCUGCUUAUGCUUUAAAACGUGAAAAUAACAAUCGUGCUGUUAUAUGUUACUUUGGAGAGGGAGCUGCCAGUGAAGGAGAUGCUCAUGCUGGAUUCAACUUUGCUGCAACCCUUGAAUGUCCUAUUAUAUUCUUUUGCAGAAAUAAUGGUUACGCCAUUUCAACGCCAACAUCUGAACAGUACCGAGGAGAUGGCAUAGCUGCCAGAGGUCCUGGUUAUGGCAUUCUUUCCAUUCGAGUUGAUGGAAAUGAUGUGUUUGCAGUAUAUAAUGCCACAAAGGAAGCUCGAAGGAGAGCAGUAGCUGAAAAUCAACCAUUUCUCAUUGAGGCAAUGACAUACCGAAUUGGCCAUCAUAGCACAAGUGAUGAUAGCUCAGCCUACCGUUCAGUCGAUGAAGUAAACUACUGGGACAAGCAGGAUCAUCCAAUCUCCCGCCUGCGACACUACAUGACCAACAAAGGCUGGUGGGAUACAGAACAGGAGAAGGCAUGGAGGAAAAAGUCUCGAAUAAGGGUGAUGGAAGCAUUUGAACAGGCUGAACGCAAGUUGAAACCCAACCCAGAUUAUAUUUUCUCAGAUGUGUAUAUGGAGAUGCCGCCCCACAUUAAAAAACAGCAGGAAUCCCUUCAAAGACAUCUGAAGAUAUAUGGAGAACAUUACCCACUUGACCAUUUUGAGAAGUAAAACACAGCAUUACGAAAUGUACAGUGUACAUAAGAGCUUUGCCUAACGCCAUCCAUGAACUUUGUUGAGAUGCAGAUCAUUUAACCAUACUUAAGAGUGAACAUUUUCACAGUUCGUAUCCAAGACACGACUGUUGUGCUGCUAAUAUUGUAUUAAAUAAAAAAACAGUGUAUGUGUAUAUGUGUGUGUGUAUCUAUCUAUAUAUAUAUAUAUAUAUAUA